AGUUGUGAUUAACAUUUCAGCGUAAAUUUUAACAUUGCAUAUCCGGCACAGUUCGUUUUUAAACUAUAAAUUUUCCAAUAACUACAAAAUAAUUCACCAUGGCGGACAUGUUCAGCGCUAAUUUGGAUAAAAUUUUUGAAAGUAUUAACAGUACCAUACGAUUGGUAGUCGAAUUUGGCGAUGCCGAUCAAAAAAAUAUUAAACCAUACGCAGAAUUGGCAGAGCAACUCAUCAGUCUGGAAGUGAAAUAUAAUAUGCAUAACAAAGCUCUAAAAGAAUCAUCUUCAGAAGUAACCCUGGAAGAGUUUGAUCGUCGAUACCAGUCAAAUAUUACAACCAACAAGAGCAACGUGAAAAACUUAAAGCGCUACAAAGACUUUAUUGGCCAAACCAAGCUUUUGCUGACUCACGACGACGGUGGCCCGAACCCUAGUCAGUCGUAUGAUGAAGAGCUAGUAGUGGAAGAGACCAUCUGCGAUAUUGACCCGAUUACCAAGCGUCCAUUGGAAAUACCGGUUCGAAAUCAGAAAUGCAAUCACGUGUACGAGAAGAGUGCAAUCGAAUCAUUGAUUAAAAACAAUCCACGAACAAGGUGUCCCGUGAUGGGAUGUGCCGCCGGCCAGUAUGUCACCCUAGCAGAUUUGGUAGAAGAUAAAAAGCUUCAGCACAACUUGAUGCUCCAGCGUCGACAACGUAUGGAUCUAUAGAU
This is a messenger RNA of Sabethes cyaneus, 709 nucleotides long. RefSeq lists its product as uncharacterized. Gene Ontology annotation, biological process: double-strand break repair via homologous recombination; protein sumoylation. The coding region runs from base 99 to 707 and encodes 202 amino acids. The record is from RefSeq and is a predicted model, not a curated record. Gene Ontology annotation, cellular component: nucleus; Smc5-Smc6 complex. Gene Ontology annotation, molecular function: SUMO ligase activity; zinc ion binding. NCBI's taxonomy places the organism in Eukaryota, Metazoa, Arthropoda, Insecta, Diptera, Culicidae. The transcript is spliced from 4 exons.